AUGUCGACCCUCUCACUCUACAGGGGUUCGCCGCUCAUCUUUAUCGCUUUGGCGAUCGCAAUCCUUUCCGGGUGCGUUGGCACGACCACCCGCGACGCCGAGAUGCUUCAAGCGACCCGCGCGCUUCAGAGCAGCCUCCAUACCGAGGCAGGCUUUACAUUCCGCCGCCUCCAAGACUAUCACAUCCUCAGCACCCCCGACGUGGUCACUUCCGCAUGGGAGCUUGCUCAAACCAAAGGCUUCAUCCGCACCAACCCUCCCUCUUUCCUCGUCGGUCGGCUCACACACGACCACCAGCCCUACUUUUUCAGCACCGCUCAUCCCCUCAAUGCGCUCUACGAAGAGAUGGGCCUAUGGCAUCAUCCUCCUGCAGGGGAGCAUAAGAUUGCGAGCUUUCUCUGGACGUGGGAGGGAAACAGGGCUAGAUUGGUGCACGUCGAUCUGCUGCAGUACACAGGACUGAGGUGGAGCUGGCAGCCGCUGGAGGAGGUCUUAGACAAGGCACGAUGA
Kalmanozyma brasiliensis GHG001 is the source of this 510-nucleotide messenger RNA. RefSeq lists its product as uncharacterized. The transcript has a single exon. The record is from RefSeq and is a predicted model, not a curated record. Bases 1 to 510 code for a protein of 169 amino acids. Lineage: Eukaryota; Fungi; Basidiomycota; Ustilaginomycetes; Ustilaginales.